AUGCGCGUCUUCGCAGGGAUCUACGACCUAACCGACUUCCCAAACAGCCUAUCAGCCUUCCGCGAAGCAGCCCCAACAAGACCAGGCGGCAAAAAAGACUGGUCAACCUUCCACACCAUCGCAAUCGGCAACGAACUAGUAAACGGCGGCACGAACAACCCAGCCGAGGUAGUCCGCGCAGUGAACCAAGCACGCUCGAUCCUCCGUUCACAGGGAUACGAGGGCCCGGUGGUAACAGUCGAUACGUUCUCCGUCUUACUCGAGCACCCGGAAUUAUGCGACGCGAGUGAUUACUGCGCGGCGAAUUGUCAUGCUUUCUUUGAUGCGAGUCAGAGUCCUGGAGGGGCCGGUGCGUAUGUUUUUGAACAGGCGCGUAGUAUCUCUGCUGCGGCGAAUGGGAAACAUACUAUGAUUACUGAGUCUGGGUGGCCGCAUGCUGGGGAUGCGAAUGGGGGUGCUGUUCCUUCGGUUGAGAACCAGAGGGUUGCUAUUGAGAGUCUGCGGAGGAGUUUUGGGCAUCGGAAGGAUGAUUUGGUGCUUUUUACUGCUUUUGAUGAUCUUUGGAAGGAUGAUAAUAGUUUUACUUUCAAUGCUGAGAAGUUCUGGGGGAUUCACGGUGGUCUUUAG
This is a messenger RNA of Penicillium canescens, 627 nucleotides long. RefSeq names its product putative cell wall glucanase (Scw4) (gene scw4). Gene Ontology annotation, molecular function: glucan endo-1,3-beta-D-glucosidase activity; 1,3-beta-glucanosyltransferase activity. The transcript has a single exon. The coding region runs from base 1 to 627 and encodes 208 amino acids. Gene Ontology annotation, cellular component: cell surface; fungal-type cell wall; extracellular region. Lineage: Eukaryota; Fungi; Ascomycota; Eurotiomycetes; Eurotiales; Aspergillaceae. Gene Ontology annotation, biological process: cell wall organization. The record is from RefSeq and is a predicted model, not a curated record.